Caenorhabditis angaria is the source of this 5420-nucleotide messenger RNA. NCBI's taxonomy places the organism in Eukaryota, Metazoa, Nematoda, Chromadorea, Rhabditida, Rhabditidae. The record is from the annotation of a GenBank genome assembly.
CUGGAAUUCUCGAACUUCCACCUGAACGGGUUUUUCGAGGAAUAUCAACCGCCACCGUAUGUUGGACAUUUUGUGGUUGGAAUCGAGGAUGUUCGAGAUGGAAAUUUGCGAUUUGCUGUCAGAUAUUUUUUGAGUAAUGUGAGUUUGCCGCUGAUUUUUAGAUAUUUUCAGCAUUUUCACCAGUUUCAGCACAAAAUUUCAGCCUAAAACAUGUUGUUUUUCUACAGUAACCCGGUUGAUCCAUUUUUUCGGAACUUUUGGCACAAUUUUCUUCUAGACCCAAAUUUUGAGCUGAAAAUUGUGGAAUUGCUGAUUUUCAGAGAUUUUCAGCAUUUUCACAAGUUUCAGCUCAAAAUUUCAGUCUAAAAACAUGUUUCUCUGCGUCUCUCUCUCUCUCAGAAGCGAGACGACGAGAGUAUUUCGUGGCGAGAUAUUUUCCAAUAAACUGCGUGUUCCUUUAAACAACACUACGAUUUGUGACGUCAUCAGACUCUUGUUUCUCUGCGUCUCUAUCUUUCUCUCUCCCUAAUUUUGAAAGGCUGUGACGAAAUUCAACGCAAAAAUGAGAGAUUUAGAGAAAUCUAUAGUUUGAUCCAUUUUUUUUUGAGUACUGUAAAAAAUAAAAAAAAAUUGAGCAACUUUUCGCCACGUCAUAACUAUAUUUUUGAUCUAGAAAAUCCUGAAAUCGCUGAUUUUCAGAUAUUUUCAGCAUUUUCACAGGUUUCAGCACAAAAUUUCAGCCUAAACAUGUUGUUUUCUACAGCUUUUUUGCCACGUCAUAACUAUAUUUUUGAUCUACCAGAAAAAAGUUUUGAAAAGAAUUUGUGCAAAAAAAAUUCUGAUGAGAAUUUUAAAUUUUAAAAGUUCAAAGAAUGCUCUGAAGUCACUAGGAACUAGGUAAUUUCCUAUGGAAAAUCAAAAGGUCAAAAAAAGUUCCUAGAACUUUUUUUGUACUUCAAAAUCAGAAGCAUUUUUGCACCUGCAGAUGUUUGGGCCUGAUUUUAGAUUCAGAAACAUUUUUGAGCAAGAUCUAUGAGCUCAAAAUCAAAAUCAGAUUUCAAAAAAAAUUUAAAAAAAAAAUGUUUUUUUCCAGGUCGAAAAAUCGAUAUCACUCUUCAUCGUCAAACGUGAAUGGUCGGAUCAAGACGAAAAAUAUGUGGAUGAUUUAGUCAAAACCGAAUAUCGUAGAUCACAUGAUCUUAAUCAAUCAGCAAUUGAUCGUGUUAAGUUAGUAGAUUUUCAGCAUUUUCACAAUUUUCAGCGAAAAAUUUGAGUCUAGAAGAAAAUUGUGCCAAAAGUUCCGAAAAAAUGGAUCAACCGGGUUACUGUAGAAAAAUAACAUGUUUUAGGCUGAAAUUUUGUGCUGAAAAUCAUGGAAUAGCUGAUUUCCAGAAAUUUUCAGCAUUUUUACCAAUUUCAGCACAAAAUUUCAGUCUAAAAACAUGUUUUUCUACUACAGUAAUCUGGUUGAUCCAUUUUUCGGAACUUUUUGGAACAAUUUUCUUCUAGAAUCAAAUUUUGUGCUGAAACUCGUGAAAAUGCUGAAAAUAUCUGAAAAUCAGCUAUUCCAGAACUUUAAGCGAAAAAUUUGAGUCUAGAUGAAAAUUGUGCCAAAAAUUCCGAAAAAAUGGAUCAACCUGGUUACUGUAGAAAAAAACAUGUUUUUGACUCAAAUUUUGCGCUGAAAAUCGUGGAAUCGCUGAUUUUCAGACAUUUUCAGCAUUUCCACCAGUUUCAGCACAAAAUUUCAGUCAAAAACAUGUUUUUCUACUACAGUAACCUGGUUGAUCCAUUUUUUUGGAAUUUUUGGCACAAUUUUCUUCUAGACCCAAAUUUUGCGCUGAAAAUCCUGAAAUCAAUAAUUUUUCCAGCAAACUUCCCGAUUCUGAAUGGAAAUCCGAUCGUCUCGACCAAUUAAAUCAAUGGCGAACAAUUCCAGCCAUCAACUACACAUUCUUGAUUCUCAAUGAUAAUUUGAAAUCACAAAUUGAAUCGCAAGCCAGAAUCACACCAAGAACUGCGAUUAUUCAGGAUUCAGAUGAAAAUUCAGAUGAAGCUGGAGCUGGAGGAGAUCAACAACUUUCAAACAAGCCUCCGGUUUUACACUGGACAAUUGAUCCUUUGGAAGGUGAAAUCCAAUUUAUUGUUCAAUUCCAUUUUUCAUUGGCUGGACCUGAUGACGUCACUUUUCGAGAUAUUUGCAGGUUAGUUAUCCUAACUUUUGAAAAUUUUGAGACAGGCGUUCUCUUUACCAAAAUUUUCGCAGCGGGAGAAAAGAGAGAUGUGGCCGAGAGGUUAGCAUUUUUGACUGGCGUGCAUGAGACCAGGGUUCGAAUCCUGGUGCCCGCGGAGUUUUUUGUUUUUUUUUUUAGUUAUGACGUGGCAGGGUGAAAAUUGCUGUAAAUUAGCUAUUCCACGAUUUUCAGCGCAAAAUUUGAGUCUAGAACAAAAUUGUGCCAAAAGUUCCGAAAAAAUGGAUCAACUUGGGUUACUGUAGAAAAACAACAUGUUUUAAGCUGAAAUUUUGUGCUGAAACUGGUGAAAAUCCUGAAAAUAUCUGAAAAUCAGCGAUUCCAGAAUUUUCAGCGCAAAAUUUGAGUCCAGUUCCAAAAAUUUGGAUCAACCGGGUUACUGUAGAAAAACAACAUGUUUUAGGCUGAAAUUUUGUGCUGAAAAUGCUGGAAAUGCUAAAAAUAUGUGAAAAUCAGCGAUUUCAGGAUUUUCAGCGCAAAAUUUGAGUCUUAAUGUAAAUUGUGCCAAAAGUUCCGAAAAAAUGGAUCAACUUGGGUUACUGUAGAAAAAAACCAUGUUUUAGACUGAAAUUUUGUGCUGAAACUUGUGAAAAUGCUGAAAAUUUCUGAAAAUCAGCGAUUCCACGAUUUUCAGCUCAAAAUUUCAGCCUAAAAACAUGUUUUUCAACUACAGUAACCCGGUUGAUCCAUUUUUUUGGAACUUUUUUUCAUCUAGACUCAAAUUUUGUGCUGAAAAAGGCUGAAAUGCUGAAAAUUUCUGAAAAUCAGUAACUGCCACGUCAUAACUAUAUUUAGGAGCCUUAAAAUGUUGAAAAAUAUUGAAAUUUGGUGUCUAAAAAUGGGAAAUUUCGAGGAGAAUCCCAGAAAAAAAAAAAAAAAUUUUUUUUUUGCAGAUCUCUAAAACCACACGUGGAAAGUGCCUACGAAUGGACCGAUGGCAUUCUUCUAACCAGUGAUCCAGUUCGAUUGCAUGUUCAAAGAUAUUCGGAUACUGUAAUUGAAUAUGCUGCCAGAAUUUGUGUUGAUGAGCUGGAAGGAGAUGAAGCUGAUAAACCAAUGAGAUUUGUAUGGCCAUAUUUGGCAGUUGCAUUGAAACAAACUAUACAAUCACUUGAUGAACAUCCACAUAUUCAAUAUUCCGUGAGUUUUCAGCAUUUUUCAGCGUUUUCAGCGUUUUCAGCGCAAAAUUUCAGCCUAAAAACAUUUUGAUCCAUUUUUUCGGAAUUUUUGGCACAAUUUUCUACAGUAUCUCAAAUUUCGCGCUGAAAAUCCUGGAAUCGCUGAUUUUCAGAUAUUUUCAGCAUUUUCACCAAUUUCAGCACAAAAUUUCAGCCUAAAAAUAUGUUUUUUUUUCUACAGUUUUCUACCCGGUUGAUCCAUUUUUUCGGAACUUUUGGCACAAUUUUCAUCUAGUCCCAAAUUUUGCGCUGAAAAUCCUGGAAUUGCUGAUUUUCAGAUAUUUUCGUUUCAGCACAAAAUUUCAGCCUAAAACAAAAAAAUGUUCAUUUUCUACAGUAACCUGGUUGAUCCAUUUUUUCGGAACUUUUUGGCACAAUUUUCAUCUAGUCCCAAAUUUUGCGCUGAAAAUCCUGGAAUUGCUGAUUUUCAGAUAUUUUCAGCAUUUUCACUAGUUUCAGCACAAAAUUUCAGCCUAAAACAAAAAAAUGUUCAUUUUCUACAGUAACCUGGUUGAUCCAUUUUUUCGGAAUUUUGGCACAAUUUUCAUCUAGACUCAAAUUUUGCCCUGAAAAUCCUGGAAUUAUUGAUUUUCAGAUAUUUUCAGCAUUUUCACAAGUUUCAGCACAAAAUUUCAGUCUAAAACAUGUUUUUUUUCUACAGUAACCUGGUUGAUCCAUUUUUUCGGAAUUUUUGGCACAAUUUUCUUCUAGACCCAAAUUUUGCGCUGAAAAUUCUGGAAUUUUCAGAUUUCCUUCGUUCCUUAUGGUUCAAUCUUCUUCUCAUCUCCUUCAAUCGAAGCUCGCGUCUUCGAUUCCACAGUCUUUUGUGCAACCGCUCUCAAAUACCAAAAAGUCGGUUUCAAAAUCGGCGAAAUUGUGCAUCACGUGGAUUUGGAGCAAAUUUUUCCCGAUGGAAUUUAUCCAUCAAUCGGCCGACUUUUGACAAUGCAACCGCCUUCGCCAAAAUUCUCGCGACCUGAAUCGGUGGCUGAAAAUCUUCCAGCACCACCUCCGAUUUCUUCCGAUUCGACGCCUGGCGGCCUUUCGGUUUCGCAUAAUCGAGGAAGACGAGUUUCUUUUGGUAGGCCCUUUGAAAAUGCUCAAAAUCAAUUUUUUUUUGGAAAAAAUUCAUGUGGCCUAACUUUUUCAGGUGGCCGAGAAAUGUUGGGAACUCGGCCAAUGCAACAAAAUCGCUCCAAUGUUUCGAAAAUCUUUAUUUAUUGGGGCGUGGCCGAAUUCCCGAUAUUUCUAGGCCACCCAAAUAUUCGGCCACAUAUAUUUCGUAAAUUUCAGAAAAAAUACGUGGCCUAACUUUUUUGGGUGGCCGAGAAAUGUCGGGAACUCGGCCACGCCUUCAAAAAUAAUGAUUUUCGUGACAUUAGAGCGAUUUUGUUGCUCUGGCCGAGUUCCCGACAUUUCUAGGCCACCAAAAAAUUCGGCCACGUAUAUCUUCUGAAACUAGAGUCUAGUUUCAUUUUGUGAAGCUUCAAAUUCAGAAUUUUGUGGUUUUUUAAUGGAAAUUUCACAGUAUUUAGCAUUUGAAGCUUCACAAAAUGAAACUAGACUCUAGUUUGAGAAGAAAUAUACGUGGCCGAACUAUUUUGGGGCCGAAAAAUGUCAAGAAUUCGGCCAAGGCAAUAAAAUCGCUCUAAUGUUUAGAAAAUCAUAAUUUUUGGGGGCGUGGCCGAAUUCCCAGACAUAUGUCGGCCGAACUUUUUCAGGUGGCCUAGAAAGAAUUCGGCCACGCUCAUUUUUAGCCAUUUUCAUCCAAAAUUCGAGCAUUUUUCAAAUUUUUUUUUUCAUCGAAAAAAAAAUAGCGUGCUCAAUAAAUCUUUCAGGAACCAUCAAAUUAAUGUCCGACGCUCCAGCAACAACUCCAGAAAUUCCGAUUCUUCAAGAAAAUGGCACUGGAACUGAUAAAAAAGAGACGACUGUGGGCGGGUUUAUUGAUAAUAUGGUCCAACAGGCAAUGGAUCAAUUAGCCGUGUAA